AUGGAUAACUCAAUGGUCUGUUUGGCCAAUGCAACAGUCUGCAAUGGCACGUCCUGUCUGGUACCAGAAAGCAACUUCAACGCCGUUCUAGGUGCUGUCCUGAGCGCCGUCCUGACCACCCUGUUGGCUCUGGUGAUGUUCUCCAUGGGGUGCAACGUGGAACUCAAGAAAUUCCUCGGGCACAUAAAGCGGCCAUGGGGCAUCUGCAUUGGCUUCCUCUGCCAGUUCGGGAUCAUGCCCCUCACGGGAUUCAUCCUCUCCGUGGCGUUUGACGUCAUCCCCAUCCAAGCUGUAGUGGUCCUCAUCAUGGGAUGCUGUCCGGGAGGGACUGCCUCCAACAUCUUGGCCUAUUGGGUGGAUGGCGACAUGGACCUGAGCGUCAGCAUGACCACCUGCUCCACGCUGCUCGCCCUGGGGAUGAUGCCACUGUGCCUGUUAAUCUACACCAAAAUGUGGGUCGACGCGGGGAUGAUCGUGAUUCCCUAUGAUAACAUAGGUAUAUCUCUGGUGGCUCUUGUUGUUCCCGUCUCCGUGGGAAUGUAUGUUAACCACAAGUGGCCCCGUAAAGCCAAGAUCAUCCUUAAGAUUGGAUCCAUCACAGGCGCCGUGCUCAUAGUGCUCAUAGCCGUGGUUGGAGGUGUGCUCUACCAGAGCGCCUGGAUCAUAGAGCCCAAACUCUGGAUCAUAGGAACCAUAUUUCCCAUAGCCGGCUACUCCUUAGGGUUUGUUCUGGCCAGAAUCGCCGGUCAGUCCUGGCACAGGUGCCGAACCAUCGCUUUGGAAACAGGGAUGCAGAACACACAGCUGUGCUCCACCAUCGUGCAGCUCUCCUUCAGCCCCGAGGAGCUCAACCUCAUAUUCACCUUCCCCCUCAUCUACAGCAUCUUCCAGAUCGUCGCGGCAGCACUGUUCCUGGCAGUGUACGUGGUAUACAAGAAAUAUUUUAGGAAAAACAGUGUGGAAUUUCCGGAGAGCAGAGAAAACGAACCAGUACCUCAGUCAUCGCUCCAAUAG
Molecule: messenger RNA, 1014 nt
Organism: Budorcas taxicolor (takin)
Lineage: Eukaryota; Metazoa; Chordata; Mammalia; Artiodactyla; Bovidae
Gene: SLC10A2
Product: solute carrier family 10 member 2
Exons: 6
Coding region: 1-1014 (337 amino acids)
Biological process (GO): bile acid and bile salt transport
Cellular component (GO): apical plasma membrane
Molecular function (GO): bile acid:sodium symporter activity
Source: RefSeq, a predicted model, not a curated record